Molecule: messenger RNA, 1700 nt
Organism: Cynocephalus volans (Philippine flying lemur)
Lineage: Eukaryota; Metazoa; Chordata; Mammalia; Dermoptera; Cynocephalidae
Gene: SMPD2
Product: sphingomyelin phosphodiesterase 2
Molecular function (GO): sphingomyelin phosphodiesterase activity
Source: RefSeq, a predicted model, not a curated record
AGGGCGAUCGGCGUCGGCGAGGCCUUUCCUCAACUUUGCGCCUGUUGCUGGUGAGUCCGGCGAGGGCCUGGAGAGGGCGCGCGGGCGGCCGCGACCAGGGAGGAGCUGAGGGGAGAAGUAGCGGGGAGCCGCUCGCCCGGGCGCCCCUUCGGGACCCCCAGGGUCCUCGCGCGCGGCCCUCGCCUAGCCGUCCGCGCCCGGAUGUCGCGGCGGAUCGCCUUUCCGGGUUGGCGGACAGCCAGAUCCGGGCCGGCCGGCCGGUUGCCCGGGUAGCGCGGUAGUCUGGCCCCGGCCGGAGCCGCACGGGGCUGGGGAGCGCGGGGACCGGGCCGGCCACCUGUGCGCUCCGCCCGGAAGGAGGCACGGCCCGGGGAGGAGGCGUUGCCGUCCCGUCCCCGCCGCAGCCGUCGCCGGCCCGGCAGAACCGUCGCGUGCUCCGGAGCGCCUCCGCCAUGAAGCCCAACUUGUGUCUGCGACUGAGGGUCUUUAACCUCAACUUCUGGGGCAUUCCCUACCUGAGCAAGCAUCGGGCCAACCGCAUGAAGCGCCUGGGAGACUUUCUGAACAAGGAGAACUUCGACCUGGCUCUACUGGAGGAGGUGUGGAGUGAGCAGGACUUCCAGUACCUGAGACAGAAGCUGUCGCUCACCUACCCAGCUGCACACUACUUCAGGAGCGGAGUCAUUGGCAGUGGCCUGUGUGUCUUCUCCAAACACCCAAUUCAGGAACUCACCCAGCAUGUCUACACCCUUAAUGGCUACCCCUACAAGAUCCAUCAUGGUGACUGGUUCUGUGGGAAGGCUGUGGGGCUGCUGGUGCUCCAUCUAAGUGGACUGGUGCUCAAUGCCUACGUGACCCAUCUCCACGCAGAGUACAAUCGACAGAAGGACAUCUACCUAGCACAUCGUGUGGCCCAAGCUUGGGAACUGGCCCAGUUCAUCCACCACACAUCCAAGAAGGCAGAUGUGGUUCUGUUGUGUGGGGACCUGAACAUGCACCCGAAAGACCUGGGCUGCCGCCUGCUGAAGGAGUGGACGGGGCUGCAUGAUGCCUAUCUUGAGACCAGGGACUUCAAGGGCUCUGAAGAAGGCAAUACAAUGGUACCCCAGAACUGCUACGUCAACCAGCAGGAGCUGGAGCCAUUUCCCUUUGGGAUCCGCAUUGACUAUGUGCUUUACAAGGUGGUUUCUGGGUUCUACAUUUCCUGUAAGUCUUUGGAAACCACUAUAGGUCAUGACCCUCACAGUGGCACCCCCCUCUCUGAUCACGAGGCCCUGAUGGCUACUUUGUGUGUGGGGCACAGCCCUCCCCAGCAAAACCCCAGCCCUACCCAUGGACCAGCAGAGAGGUCACAGUUGAUCGAUGUGCUAAGGGAGGCCUGGACAGAGCUGGGUCUGGGCGUGGCUCAAGCUCGUUGGUGGGCCACCCUCGCUGGCUAUGUGAUUGGUCUGGGGCUGCUUCUCCUGGUGUUGCUGUGUGUCCUGGGAGCUGUAGGAGCCAGGGAAGCUGCCAUAUUGCUCUGGAGCCCCAAUGUAGGAUUGGUGCUGGUGGCAGGUGCAGCCUACCUCUUCUACAUGCAGGAGGCCAGUGGCUUAUGCAGGGUCCAGGCUGAGCUCCACCAUGUGCUGGGAAGGGCAAGAGAGCCUCGACCAGCCCUGCUCCUGGGACAGCAGCAGGGGAACAGAACUAAGAAACAAUAA